Molecule: messenger RNA, 561 nt
Organism: Heterostelium album PN500
Lineage: Eukaryota; Evosea; Eumycetozoa; Acytosteliales; Acytosteliaceae
Exons: 1
Coding region: 1-561 (186 amino acids)
Source: RefSeq, a predicted model, not a curated record
AUGGAAGAUAAAUGUAGAAUAGAAAAUCAAAAAUCUUUUGAAAAAGCAUUGGCAAGAGCAGAGCCAAUGGGAAAGCUCAGUAAAUUUCUCUUUACUCACGAGAAGGAACUUUUGGAAUCGGGAAAGCUAUUUAAUAUUACGCAUAGGGGAUCGACUUCUGCUUGGUUGGAAGCACCUAGCUCUGUGGCACCCGACGGCUGUACCAAUGUAUACAGACCGAUGGGUGAUUUAGAGGUACGUUACUUGGUGGAACACAAACUACUGCCUGACACUCAGCCGUAUCAAGCGAUCAUCGAAGGCGAGGUAGGUCGAGCCUACGCCAACAAGUAUCUAUCCGGUAAGAAAUGGACGGACACUGAACCAUCGACAGUAGUGGAAUUCACAUGUCCAAAAGAUCUAAUAGAACAACUAAAGAAAAUACAAAUGAAAGUUGAAGACGGUGCACUCUCAAUGGGACUGGGUAACAAAGCUGGUGGAGGACUACCACUUUUCAACAAGUGUCUGGCUGAUGGGACUUCAACCUUUAGAAUAGUAAAAGUAAAAAGAGUUAUGCCUUCAUAA